CACUACACUAUACUACUACUAUGCUAUGCUUAGCUUAAACUAAACUCCACAAUAUUCACAACCCCCUCUCUAAACCCUAGCUAGCUUAGCUUUCUCUCUGAAAACUCCAUAGAUUUGAAGCUGCUCGGGAUUCUAUACAAAUGGUACCUCUCCUUUCUUCUUUCAACUGCAGAAUUUGAUUUUACUACAAGUUUGUUUUUGGGUAUUUUUUCUUUGUUUUUUUCACCAAUUAAAACCAUGGCUUCAGCUUGUAUAAACAACGUCGGUGUGUCGCCGGAGAAUUUUCUCGAUUGUUCUCCGACCAAGUACAAGUCAUAUGGUUGGUUGAGUCCUAGAAUAUCAACACCUGUGGAUAACCCGGAAGUAAUAUUAGAUCCGGAAGUUUCCGUCAAUGAAAUGGUGGAUUUCGAGUUCCGACUUGAAGAUCCGGUGAAUAUGUUACCGGCGGAUGAGCUUUUUUCUGAUGGAAAAUUAAUGCCUCUGCAACUCCCGACGGUUCGUCCGGCGGCUGUGUCUACGUCUGCCGGUGUAAGGUCGCCGGAGACGCCGAAAAUUCGUAUGAGAAAUAAUGAGAUUUCUCGUAAGGACCCGUAUCUGUUCUCUCCGAAAGCUCCAAGGUGUUCUAGUCGAUGGAGAGAAAUACUAGGGUUGAAGAAAUUGCAAAAUGACAAGCACGAAGCUACAAAAAACUGCUCCAAUGCUCAUAAAUCUCUGAAGAAUUUCCUCAAUCGCAGCUCGAAAUCAUCCACUGUUGAUUCGUCUCUUCAUCUUCCGUUGCUCAAUAAGGACUCCGAUAACGAGUCCAUAUCAAUUUCUAGUUCCCGUUUAUCUCUUUCAUCGUCUUCCUCUUCUGGCCAUGAACACGAUGAUCUUCCUAGACUUUCUCUUGAUUCUGAUAAACCAAGUACUCAAACAAACCACAAUAGCAAUCCUAAUCCCCCUAGAAUCCGAUUAGUGAAACAUAGAGCUUUGUCAUCGGAAAAUCCAAUCCCUACUCGAUUAGCUGGAAGCCCAAUAAACAAACAACCAGCUGAUUCUACUCUACGGGGACUCUCCAUUGAUGAUAGUCCUCGCAUGAAUUCUUCAGGGAAGAUAAUUUUCCACAACUUAGGAAGAAGCUCAAGUAGUCCAAGCAGCUUCAAUGGUGGACCAAGAUACAAACAUGGAGGUGGGGUGGAAAGGUCCUAUUCAGCUAAUGUUCGUGUUACUACAGUUCUGAAUGUUCCCGUUUGCAGCUCUCUUCGAGGUUCUUCAAAAUCUGGAGUUUUUGGGUUUCCCCUGUUUUCUUCUGCUACUGUAAACAAGAAACACCAUUGUAGCAGCAACACUGCAACAGGCCAUAGAAUGAAGUAAAUGGUAAUCAAAUCCUCAAUUUCAAUUAUUUUUUUUCUGGUUUUUACAAAUCUUAGAAGAUUAUGUAAAUAUGCAUGGAAUUAAUUAACUAAUCUUGUUUACAUGUUC
Solanum pennellii is the source of this 1461-nucleotide messenger RNA. RefSeq lists its product as uncharacterized. The record is from RefSeq and is a predicted model, not a curated record. NCBI's taxonomy places the organism in Eukaryota, Viridiplantae, Streptophyta, Magnoliopsida, Solanales, Solanaceae. The coding region runs from base 238 to 1353 and encodes 371 amino acids. The transcript has a single exon.